This is a messenger RNA of Penicillium samsonianum, 1449 nucleotides long. RefSeq lists its product as uncharacterized. Gene Ontology annotation, biological process: ergosterol biosynthetic process. NCBI's taxonomy places the organism in Eukaryota, Fungi, Ascomycota, Eurotiomycetes, Eurotiales, Aspergillaceae. Gene Ontology annotation, cellular component: endoplasmic reticulum membrane. The record is from RefSeq and is a predicted model, not a curated record. Bases 1 to 1449 code for a protein of 482 amino acids. Gene Ontology annotation, molecular function: Delta24(24-1) sterol reductase activity. The transcript is spliced from 2 exons.
AUGGACGACCAAGUCAAGUCUCGCCGAAAGCAUGACAACAAUCGCGACAAACCAAAUGGGCUCGCUGAGUUCAAGCAAGCGCAACUCGCUGGUGGAUGGGUACCCGGCAUGGAUAUCAAAGUGGACUACUCAGGGGAGUUCGAAUUCGGUGGUUCCCUCGGAACCUUGGCACUUAUGACUGGCUUCCCGUUGCUGAUGUGGUACAUGUGGAUCGGUGCUACCUACUAUGAUGGGAAGCUACCUCUGCCCCAAAAUGGAGAGUCCUGGAUGGACUUUGGAAAGCAUCUGUGUCACCUUGUUUACACCGGUGCGUUCCCGCACUUCAAGGCGUGGCGCAUCUACUGGACCUUCUACAUCUUCGAGGCAGCAUGCUACAUCUUCAUGCCCGGAUUCACGUGCUAUGGGAAGCCACUUCUCCAUCUGAAAAGCAAGCGGCUGGAGUAUUAUUGCUCAGCCUACUGUAGCUUGUACUUUACAAUCGUCGUUAUGGCCCUUCUGCACUACACUGGAGUGUUCCCAAUUUACACUAUCCUGGAUGAGUUCGGUCCUCUGAUGUCUGUGGCGAUUCUUUCCGGGUUUCUCGCCAGCUUUUUCGCUUAUUUCUCUGCCUUUGCUCGGGGUGCCCAGCACCGCAUUACUGGUUACCCAAUCUAUGAUUUCUUCAUGGGAGCCGAACUGAACCCACGUUUGUUCGGGAUCCUGGACUUUAAAAUGUUCUACGAAGUCCGCAUCCCAUGGUUCAUGCUCUUGGGUUUGAGCUGCGCGGCUGCCACUCGCCAAUAUGAACAAUACGGAUACGUUUCUGGUGAGGUUUUGUUUCUUGUCAUGGCGCAUUUCCUUUACGCCAACGCCUGCGCCAAGGCAGAACACUUCAUCACCACAACAUGGGACAUGUAUCAGGAGAAACUGGGAUUCUUGUUGAUCUUCUGGAACAUGGCUGGUGUCCCUAUGUCUUACUGCCACUGCGUUCUGUACCUAGAUAGACGCCACCCGUCGACAUAUGCAUGGAACAAAACUGCAUUGACGGUAUUGUUUGUGUCGUAUGUUUUCGUCUACUGGGUCUGGGACACUGCAAACAGCCAGAAGAACGCCUUCCGCAUGAUGGAGCGAGGCAAAAUGGUGGAGCGGAAGACAGUCCCCCAGCUCCCUUGGCGACAUGUUCACAACCCAAAGACACUUGUGACGGAGAAAGGUGAUACUCUUUUCGUUGAUGGGUGGUAUCAAUUGGCUCGCAAGGUCCAUUACAGCUGCGAUAUGUUUUUCGCUUUGUCGUGGGCACUGAUCACCGGGUUCGACAGUCCCCUUCCCUGGUUCUACCCCGUCUUUUUCGCGGUCAUGAUUGGCCACCGUGCCAUGAGGGAUAUCAACAAAUGUAAAAACAAGUAUGGGAAGACGUGGGAUGAGUACCAGAAGCUGGUUCCAAGCCUCUUCAUUCCGUAUUUAAUCUAG